Pestalotiopsis fici W106-1 is the source of this 1881-nucleotide messenger RNA. RefSeq lists its product as uncharacterized. The coding region runs from base 1 to 1881 and encodes 626 amino acids. NCBI's taxonomy places the organism in Eukaryota, Fungi, Ascomycota, Sordariomycetes, Amphisphaeriales, Sporocadaceae. The transcript has 3 exons. The record is from RefSeq and is a predicted model, not a curated record.
AUGGCCUCUGAUCCUGCCGUGAAGACGGGAUUUUGGACCAACUACGAGCCAGACGGCAAGUAUAGUGAAUCUUAUCUGUGGACCGUUUCCGAGAUAUGGGGAACCAUUUUCAAAGUGCUCUUGGGUGUGGCCUUUGGAAUAGCCUGGCCGUGGGCCAAAGUCAUCCUCCAACGCACUUGGUUAUGGUUCACUUUGUCGUGGCCAUGGUUGAAACGAAAAUGGAAGGAUCUUUGGUACGGCUCUGGCUCACACGAUGAAGAAGAACCAUUACUUGAGCGCCCUCCGGAGCAGCAAGAUCAAAGCCCAAAGCGGCGGGGUCUCAUGCGGUGGAUACCGGUGGAGAAAGCUGAUCUCGUGCUGGCUGUCAUUACUGCCCUGGUGGCCUUUCUCUACGCUGUCGCUGGAGGCGCCGUGGGUGAAAUUCCCGCGGACACAUUAGGAAGGACGUACACACCCAAGUCGGCGUGUGGACCGUGGGAUCUCAAACGCGAUGUAGACCGACGGGUAAAGGACUUUGACAAACUGGUCCUGGCCCAGAAGGAAGCGAGAGCAGCAGCAUACGGUCGCGAUUGCUAUGGUUCACAUUCCGUCUAUACGCCGGGCCGUUGUGACUUUUUCGAAAGUCCCCAGAUCGAGUAUACCGUGGAAAAGGUCGACUGCCCAUUCAAAUGUUUGGAAGAUCGAUGCAUAUGCGCCACCGGUUCAUAUGAAACUGCCCUUCGGCUCUCAACAGGGUCAUUCUCGGCCGAUAAACUCGGACUAAACGGGCGAGAUCUGCCUUUUAUCAGACGAACGUCGACAUUUGUGCCGCUGGACAUCAACAAUGGAUUCGUUGUGGAGACAGGCAAACUGGAGUACAGAUAUGACCUUGGUCCAGUUUACACCUCUGAGGGCUACAGAAACUACACCUUUGACACAUGGGGAAUCCCCUUCAACUGGGACAUUGCAGCAUAUUCAGUCAGUGUAUACGAAUCAACACCAUUCCCGGAAUACGAUGCAUGGCAGCCAAUAAAAGAGCUUGCACGCCCAGAGAACACAUACAUGACAGCAAUCUUCAUCUCGCCAUGUCGGAUAGCAUAUAAUGGACGCUGCGAAGACCCUAUAUUCCUCGCGACUGAUGACCUUGGCGAUAUUGGCCUACCAAACAAGUUUUACCGAGAGGACACGCGGGCCAGAGUUCUCAUCGCAAUUGACGAAAUGGAAGUGUGUCGCCAAAAGGACACGGACUGCUACCCACCCUCGGAGAGCAAUCCUGAGUUUGGCAUCGAGUAUGAGUUUGUCCGCACUGCACUCCGACGAUCCUCGACGUUCCAGUCCAUCGAGAACCGCCUGGGUGAGGCUCUCGUCGCAUCCGAGAGCAUCAGCGACUUUGAGUCACCUCAGCUGGACAAGGAACAGUGGAUAAUUGAAAGCCAGGCCUUGUUCAACACCUCGCUAGCCCGCCUGCAAUUCAACAUGCUGGACAUGGCCACCGGUAAUCACCCCACGGGCGCCGCGGCGGGUGGGUUUGAGUCGGCAUAUGAGAACAGCACGCCGGCCUGGGCCAAGCGCCAGAUGGGACGCAUGUGCGACAAUUACAAAUUCCACAUGUCGGGCCCGUACACCAACAUUAGUAUACCAUAUGCCGUGGCAUUACUUCUUGUACCAAUUGUACUGUUUGUACUGAGCAGAAACACCAAAGCACCAUUGGAUGACAAUGAUCCACCGCGAAUCUACGGAAAUUACAUGGUCUUUGACAGAAUCAUAUGGUGGAUCUGUCGGGGUGCAAAGUGGGCAAGGUCCAUAUUCAGCAAAGGGCCAAGUGAAUCCCAAGAGUCUAGAUCCCAAGAAUCUCAGUCACAAGAGGCCGAACCACACGAUCAAUCAUCGUCACAGGCUUGA